AUGGCAGUGGAAAUGAGGGUGGUAAGGUUGUUGGUGCUAGAAUGGGAGGUGGAGGUGACAAUGGAGAUGAGGAUGAGAGUAUUUGGAGACUUAUGUAAAGAAGAGUUGGAGGUGGUGAGUGCUGUGGUAGUGUGGACGUCAACGGUCUCCUUAGUUCCAGUGUGGGGUGGGACUCAAGACUUCUUAUCAUCUCUAACAUGUUCCCAAGAAAGCUGCUGCGCCAAGGGCACCACACUUUAUAAAAGGCUGAUGGAGCGUGAGUACCGACCUUUGGCCAAGAGACGCAGAUGCUGGCUCCCAGGAGAGCAACAAGGGUUGUUGGCACAGAUGUUUAAGCCAACAAGAGGGUUCCUUGUCACCCUGGGCAGAACCACAGGGAACUUUGUGAAGCCACUCUUGGAGAGUGAAAGAGAAAGAAGCCAGAGAGUACCUUCUGAAUGUCUGACCUGGUUUUACCCUGGAAUUGCCAAGCAAUUCAGCAGCAAAUGCUGUCCUGCAAAGGAUGUUGGGUUUGAAGAGGAAUUAAAACAAAUUAUUAAACUUCUGCCAACACGCAGGCAAAUCAUGCUCUUUUCUGCCACACAAACACGAAAAGUUGAGGACUUGGCAAGGAUUUCUUUGAAAAAGGAGCCAUUGUAUUUUGGUGUUGAUAACGAUAAAGCUAAUGCAACAGUGGAUGGUCUUGAGCAGGGCUAUGUUGUUUGUCCCCCGGAAAAGAGAUUCCUCCUACUCUUUACAUUCCUUAAAAAGAACCAGAAGAAGAAACUGACAGUCUUCUUUUCAUUCUGUAAGUCCGUGAAAUACCACUAUGAGUUGCUGAACUACAUCGAUUUGCCUGUCUUGGCCAUUCAUGGAAGGCAGAAGCAAAAUAAGUGUACAACCACAUUCUUCCAGCUCUGCCACGCAGAUUCAGGGAUAUUAUCAUGUACUGACGUGGCAGCGAGAGGGCUGGAUAUUCCUGAAGUCGACAGGAUUAUUCAGUAUGACCCUCCAGAUGACCCCAAGGAACAUAUUCAUCGCGUGGGAAGAAUAGCCAGGGGCCUAAACGGGAGAGGGCAUGCCUUGCUCAUUUUACGCCCUGAAGAAUUGGGUUUCCUUCAUUACUUGAAGCAAUCCAAGGUUCCAUUAAGUGAAUUUCAGUUUUCCUGGUCCAAAAUUUCUGACAUUCAGUCUCAGCUUGAAAAAUUGAUUGCAAAGAACUAUUUCCUUCAUAAGUCAGCCCAGGAAGCAUAUAAGUCCUACAUUCGAGCAUAUGACUCCCACUCUCUGAAACAGAUCUUCAAAGUUAAUAACUUAAAUUUGCCUCAGGUUGCUCUUUCGUUUGGUUUCAAGGUGCCUCCUUUUGUUGAUCUGAACGUGAAUAGCAAUGACGGCAAGCUUAAAAAGAGAGGAGGUGGUGGUGGCUUUGGCUACCAGAAAGCCAAAAAAGUUGAGAAAUCCAAAAUCUUCAAACACAUUAGCAAGAAGUCCUCCGACAGCUGGCAGUUCUCCCACUGA
Messenger RNA from Lutra lutra (Eurasian river otter), 1497 nucleotides. RefSeq names its product ATP-dependent RNA helicase DDX18-like. The transcript is spliced from 5 exons. Bases 1 to 1497 code for a protein of 498 amino acids. NCBI's taxonomy places the organism in Eukaryota, Metazoa, Chordata, Mammalia, Carnivora, Mustelidae. Gene Ontology annotation, cellular component: nucleolus. Gene Ontology annotation, biological process: maturation of LSU-rRNA from tricistronic rRNA transcript (SSU-rRNA, 5.8S rRNA, LSU-rRNA). The record is from RefSeq and is a predicted model, not a curated record.